Eupeodes corollae is the source of this 1470-nucleotide messenger RNA. Its product is annotated as putative nuclease HARBI1. The record is from RefSeq and is a predicted model, not a curated record. Lineage: Eukaryota; Metazoa; Arthropoda; Insecta; Diptera; Syrphidae. The coding region runs from base 298 to 1455 and encodes 385 amino acids. The transcript has 5 exons.
UUUUCCAUUGAACCAAAAUAUUGAUGUGCCGUCGACGGGCCGGCAAUAUUUUUUUCUUAAACGUUUUCCAAUGGGAAAAGUAUUGAUGUUUUUUCCCGACGAAUUGAUUCGUUUUGAAUUCGUCUUUUGAGAAGAAUCUACACAGAUUUUCACACUCAUUUGAACACAUACUAAAAACUUGACAGUUUUGCAAACGUCAAAUGAAAUUAUUGUUUGUGGAAAAAAUAAUUGAAAAAAACAAUACAAAAUUUGAUUAAUUUCUUGGCAAUAUUAUUGUUGUGCUUUCAGGAUUAGGGCAUGGACUACAGAAUGCUGGAUUUGCUCCUAGAUUCGUCUUCGUCCGAGGACGAAGAUGUCCUGACAAUUUUCAAUUGGACGACUUCGACGAUUGUUCAAGCUAAUGCAUUUUUAUCCAGGAAUGAAAGAAAUUCCAUUAAAAAUUUUGAAAACGUUGUAGAAAGAUAUACGGACGAAGAGUUUCGGCAACAUUUCAGGCUCAGCCGUAAGACAGCUGCUCUGCUAACAGCAAAGUAUGCCACUUCAAGCUUUUUCAAAAAAGGACGCAUUUGGUCAGGACGGAAGUGCGUAAGUGCUGAGGUUCAAUGCUUAUCGUUUUUAUGGUUUGCUGGAAAUAAAUGCUGCUAUAGAGAAGUAGCCAACCUCUUCAAUAUAACACUUUCAAGUGUUUAUAGAUGCCAAACGCAGUUUUUGGAAUUUUUAUUCCACAUAUCACCCACCUAUAUUAAAAUGCCGUCCACAGCAGCCGAGAAGGAAAAAAUAAGCCAUGACUUUGCAAGGCUUGCAGGUUUUGAAAAUACAUUGGGAUGUAUAGAUGGAAGCUACAUUUAUAUACGUAAUCCAGCCCAUAAAAUCAGAUCGACAUAUAUAAACCGUCAUGGCUUACUAUCAAUUACGUUGCAGGGUAUAUGCGACGCAGAUAAGAAGUUUGUGGAUGUUUUUGUUGGAGCAACAAGUAAAAUUCAUGAUGCGAGGAUCUUUCGGAUUUCGAAUAUCUCGAAAAAUCUCUCAAGGGUCUGCGAAGGCAAAUAUCAUAUUCUUGGUGACGCAGCUUAUCCGUUAAGAGAGUAUUUGCUCACUCCCUAUAGAGAUUAUGGUGACCUUACUGACCAACAAAAAAAAUAUAAUAAAAAACAUUGCCAGACGCGAGUUAAGAUUGAAAACACUUUCGGAUUGCUUAAGCAAAGAUUUCGGCAGCUUACUCGUCUCGAUUUCCAUACCGUUUGCAGAAUGGCAAAAUUUGUGCUGGGAUGUUGCGUGUUGCAUAAUUUGUGCAUUGAACAAGAUGAUUUGUGGCUGGAAGCUCUCGAAUCAGAAGCUUCGUCUUCGCGAAAUGAGAUUGCAAGGCCAGACGGAGAGGAAAAUGAAGUCCUAGAAGCUUUUUUACUUGCCGAUGGUGAAAGAAAAAGAAAUGCUAUCGCCGCUGCUAUACGCUGAAAUCAACACGAAAUU